GCCCUGUGCAGCGGUGCUGGAGCAUCACCGUUCUCUGCGCAAAUCCGACGGCCACGUGCGCCAGCUGUUGUCAAGCUGACCAAACUCGUCAUCCUCAUAUUGCAUGUUUCUUGCCUCACUGGACACCCGAAAGGACACGAAGCCCAAACCGCUACAUCUCUCAACAUGGUCGUUCCCGCGUCAUUAUCUCCGGCUUCUGUUGCCGAAUACAUCAUUAGUGUUUUGGAAGCGUCGGAAAACACGCCGUACAUUGGCGAACCCAUCUCCCAAUUACAACAUUCGCUCCAGUGCGCCAACCAAGCCGCGCUCGCCUCACCGCCCGUCGACGAGGCCACCCAGGUUGCGGCCCUUCUUCACGAUGUUGGCCAGUUCGCACCGGCAAAGGAUCUCUGGUCCCUGACCGGCGGUCGCGCGCAGAACCUCGGCGGACAGACAACGAACAGCAGCGUCGGGAGGGUCGGCCACGAGACGCUUGGAGCCAAAUUCCUGCUGGCACUGGGCUUUGCACCAAAGGUGGCGCGUUUGGUCGAGUCACACGUUGCUGCGAAACGAUAUCUCUGCGCCGUGGACGAGGAGUACUACGACAAGCUGUCGGACGCGAGCAAGAAGAGCUUGGCCUACCAAGGUGGCCCCAUGAGCGGGGCGGAGAAGGACGAGUUCGGAUCGGGCGCCUGGUGUCGCGAGAUGUGCCAGCUGCGUGUGUGGGAUGAUGAGGCCAAAGUCGAAGGCCUGGAAGUGCGGAGUUUGGAGAGCUGGAGGACGGCCAUCGAGAGACAAGUCACAGCAAGCUCAUAGAUGAAGUAGUGGAGGAUUCUCAAUCACAAUCCAAUUGUUGAAGCA
This is a messenger RNA of Purpureocillium takamizusanense, 840 nucleotides long. Its product is annotated as 2-amino-1-hydroxyethylphosphonate dioxygenase (glycine-forming). The record is from RefSeq and is a predicted model, not a curated record. The coding region runs from base 166 to 795 and encodes 209 amino acids. The transcript has a single exon. NCBI's taxonomy places the organism in Eukaryota, Fungi, Ascomycota, Sordariomycetes, Hypocreales, Ophiocordycipitaceae.